Molecule: messenger RNA, 2284 nt
Organism: Monascus purpureus
Lineage: Eukaryota; Fungi; Ascomycota; Eurotiomycetes; Eurotiales; Aspergillaceae
Source: the annotation of a GenBank genome assembly
AGAAUCUCCAAGCUUCUCUGAUCAUUUCCAUUUCAUUUUCCCUCUUGCAGGCCGUCUCAUGCUUCCCUUCACUCCAACCAACUCCAUCAUCUCCAGCACGCAUCCACCAUCUACAAAAGCCGGGUACGAUGACAUAAUUCGCACGAUUUCAAUUACACUACACCAUAAAUAUUUCCAAAAAGUUGACUCGCCAAGGCGGACUCCCAACGCCGUCGCGUACAAUGUCGGAUUAUUCAACAUGGAAAGUCGCCGAUCUGAAGGCGGAACUGAAACGACGCGGCAUUCCCCAGACAGGACUCAGGGUUAAACAGAAUUUCAUAGAUCGGUUGCUGGAGGAUGAUAAUGAGGAAAAGAGUGGUGCUGCUGCAGCGAUUGACGCGGCGCCUGAUGAUGUAGCUUUGGCGGGGAAAGGCGCAGAAGAUGCGGCAGAGGCGGAAGAAUCCAAGCCGACUGAGACAAUCGCGGAGGAGGAAUCGCAGGAGUCUCCGGAUCAAAAAGCAGACGGGGAGAAGGGUCUGGGAGAGGUUGAAGGCGGCGCGGCGGAUACAGCGGACGUCGCCCCAGAACAGGUUAAAUCGAAGCCUGAGACUGCUUCAGAGCAUGCUGUAGAGUCGAAAGCCGAAAUCACAACAGAACAGACAGUUGGUGCGAAAGCCGAAGGUGCGAUUGAUCAGACCUCCGAGCGCGAGUCCGAAACCCGGAAUAUUCCCACUGCUGAAGCGGUCGAGCAGGCUCCCGAUACAGCAGUUGGACCGGAGUCUACACCCGCAGGGCCAGACGUUAAAGGAAACGGAGAGGUCGAGGCGGAAGCUCCGCCGCAAGAAGCGACAGCGCCUGGUCAAACCUCUGGGGAUGUUGCUCCCGAGCAACCCCCUGAACAAGCUACAGCGCCUGGAACCGAAUCACCCACACCCGUACCCGUGGAAGAAACCAUUGAGGAUGCGCGUAAACGAAAGCGUCGCAGCGUGACCCCUGCUCCGACUCCGGAAGAUAUUGCUAAGAAAAGGCUUAGAAGUAUGGAGGAAAGCCCUCGAAGGACAUGGCCAGAAGACGAAAGAGGCGCAUCCAUUUCCGAAGGGUUGCGAGGCAAAAAGGCUCGCGAUGCCCGUUUCAAAGGUCUCUUUGCUGCACCUGAGCCGGACCCGAUACGGCCUGCGUCUCCUUCAGGUGACGCGGCGAUGGAUGCCACGGAGGUUGAGCCGGCAUUGCACGUUGCGACGGCGGCUCUCUAUAUUGACGGCUUGAUGCGUCCACUGCAACCAGCUUCGCUAAGAAAUCAUCUCGUUAAUCUGGCGUCGCAUCCUGGAGACUCGCCCAAUCCGGACGUAAUCCUAGAUUACUAUCUGGACCCCGUCAAGACUCAUUGUUUCGUUAGUUUUGCCAACGUAUCUGCUGCGUCACGGGUCCGUUCGGCGCUUCAAGGCACCGUCUGGCCCAAUGAACGGAACAGGAAGACGUUGUUCGUUGAUUUCAUUCCCGAAGAUAAACUGCAGGAAUGGGUCCGUGUUGAAGAAGACUCUCAGCGUCGGGGUGGCCGGGCACCUCGAUGGGAGGUCAGAUACGAUUCUACCGACGGCGGUGUCGAGGCCGUUCUGCGGGAGGUCGAUCCCACAGCUUCUGCGCAGCGUACGCGCGAACCGAUUACCACACGACCACCACCCCUUGGCCCUCGCGCGAGCUUUGCCGAUCGGGAUCGCCGUCCUAUCGCCCCUCAGGGCGCAGAUAAUGGGUCGCGACCGGGACAGGGCUUCAAGGCAUUAGACGAGUUGUUCCGCUCGACCACAACGAAGCCAAAACUCUACUAUCUGCCCGUACCGCGAGAUGUGGUUGACCGACGUCUGGACCGAUUUGAUGACCUGAUCCGGAAGGGGUCCUAUCCUCGCCGUGGUGGAGAUGACAUGAGACGGAUCACAUUUGAGGACACAGACGUGUUUGUUGACAAUGGGCCGGAGUUUGGAGGCCGCAACCGCGGUCGCCGACGAGGUAGAGGGAUGGGUUCAGAGUUUCGAGGCAGACGCGGGGGAUUUGGAGAUUCAUGGAGGAGGGACAGGAACUAGGUGUGCUGAAAACAGCUUUCUCUGGUUCCCAUUGAUCUUGGAAGAUUACUUGUGUCGUUGAGGCGCCGGCUGUCUUGCGCAUGGGCUAAUCUUUUCUGUGGGAUUUUACUCUCCUGCUGAGGUGCAUUCUACUGCUGCGUUAUUGUACUAUAUGAUACCUAUAAUGUAGGCCAAAUUUUUUAAAAAACCAAAUGGCAUAUAUACUAGCAACUGAUCCACGACACAUA